CAGAGGCUGGUGUCGAUGGCGUCCACAAUAGUGCAUAGACCGAGACUUCUUAUACUGGAUGAGCCCACAGUUGGUGUCGACUCUAUCCUCAGGCAUAGGAUUUGGACGUAUUUGGAAAAUAUUUGCAAAAAUUAUGGGAUAACAGUAUUAAUUACAACACAUUAUAUCGAAGAGGCGAAGAACGCGUCAAAUGUGGGUUUCGUAAGCAAUGGAUCACUUCUUCGACAAUCAAAUCCACACCAAUUGAUCGAUGAAUACAAUUGUCACACAUUAGAGGAAGUGUUUCUCAAACUAACGCAACAGCACUACAAACAACUCAAAGGGGGCGACAAACAAGUGAAUCAGGGAUCAGCUCGAGUGGUGGACACAACGAUGAAACCGCGAAGACAUUUGUUGCUCAACACUCGUGGCGCCCAUCGGCACAGUUAUGUCGACAUAAGUCACUUGAAAGCCCUGUUUAACAAAAGUUACAUUCAAUUGAAAGGAGUGUACGUAUCGGUGAUAUUGUUUUUUCUAUUACCGGUCAUUACUAUAUACGGGUUCAGUAUAUGUGUCGGUGGAGUACCGCUCAGAGUUCGGGUCGGUUUAUAUACGGGCGCCGACAGAGACACGUAUAAUAUGUCCCAACAAUUUAUACAUUCAAUUAAUGAAUCGCUAUUGAGUCCCACGUAUUACGAGGCAAAACAGGCGGCCAUUGAUUCGGUGAUCGCCGGCAAAAACAUGUUUGCGCUCAUCUAUCCGGACAACUACUCGGAGAAUAUGAGGGCUCGACUGCCCGAUCCUUUCAACGCCGAUAUCGAAGUAUUGAACAAAAGUGUAAUCCGCGAAUACGCCGACCACUCAGACACUAUCACAUCGGUAUACGUCCGGUACCUCUACUUCAUCGACGGUUUACUCAAAUUUAUGCGCAAAAUAGGUGCAGAAGACGGCCUCAAUCCGGUCUCAUUCUCGCUGCCCAUCGAUUGGACAAAACCUCGGAUCGUUCUUCACGUCGGAAACCUAUCCGUCGACAGGAAUACUAUUAAUGAUAAUAUAUAUCUUUCCGAUGAUAUUCUCGGCGUUUCUCAUAUUAACUGA
Molecule: messenger RNA, 1077 nt
Organism: Medioppia subpectinata
Lineage: Eukaryota; Metazoa; Arthropoda; Arachnida; Sarcoptiformes; Oppiidae
Source: the annotation of a GenBank genome assembly